CAUUUUUUUUAAAGCAAUGACAAAGAAGGAUAUGCAAAGAAAACGAGUACUAAAAUCAGAUGCCCAAGAUCUGGAAUAACCCGAUCCUACUACCGUUGAACCAAUUUAUCCGAUCUACCAUCUCUGUACCGCUCAUCUCUCAUCCAGACGGUCGGACGCUAUACUGCUCUCUCCGUUCUAAUAUCCCGAGAUACCAUUUACUAGUUUGGUGAAAGAAUUCAGGCAUGGAGGAGGUAAAAACUGAAGCUGUUUCGGGUGGCAUUGAAAAUCCCAAGACACCAUCUAAGCAGGAAGAGGAUGUUGUUAUUAAGAGCAAGUAUGGACCACUCAUGUCUAAGAAGCCCCCAUUGAUUUCGAAGGACCAUGAACGUGCUUAUUUUGAUUCUGCUGAUUGGGCUCUUGGAAAGCAAGGUGCAGCGAAGCCUAAGGGUCCAUUGGAAGCACUUCGACCAAAGUUGCAGCCAACACAACAGCAAACACGAUAUCGUAAAUCGCCUUGUGCCCCGACAGAAGGUGAAGAUGGAAGCAAUGUGCCAUCAUCAGAAGAUGCAACUCCAAACGAAGGUGAAGAUGGAAGCAGUGUGCCAUUACCAGAAGAUGCAACUCCAAAUGAAUGUGAAGAUGGAAGCAAUGUGCCAUCAUCAGAAGAUGCAACUCCAAACAAAUGAGAAUCAAAGACUACUGUUAAAAGUACACCAGAGUUGCAAAUAUAUUCUUCUGUUUUUUUAAAUAAGAAUAAUAUUGAGACUAAAAAGUUGUUCUCUGGUUGAAGGGAAGUACACUCUUCUAAUGCUGACUGGCUCUACUUUUGAUGUUGAACUUAGAUUUCACUGUCUUUCACUGAUAUAGCAAAGAAAUUCUGCUGAAUUUUAUGUAACCAACAGACUUUGAAUUGAGAGAUAUAUGGAUGCUGUCUGCAACUCCUGUCCCUCAAGUAGGGAUAAACCCGGUCCGGUCAGGUCCAGAACUGGGUCCGGCACUGUUGGGGACCAGACCGGGCCUGGAUAGUCCAAUUCGGGCCUGAGACUGCCCAGAGUCCGCCUAAGCUAGUUUUUUUGGCUUGGAAAUGGGGGGAAAACCGGAAAAUGAAAAAAUAGAAUAGGACCGGGUCUGGACCUGG
Cuscuta epithymum is the source of this 1120-nucleotide messenger RNA. Lineage: Eukaryota; Viridiplantae; Streptophyta; Magnoliopsida; Solanales; Convolvulaceae. The record is from the annotation of a GenBank genome assembly.